ACCUGGCUAUUCAGCCAACUCUAAGUUAAAUUCAUCAAAGAUUCGAGCUUUCCUUCCGUAAGCUCCUAUAAAAGGAUUGCACGAGACCACGGCCGGGCACAGAACCAGAACGUGAAUCGGUCGAACAAUUGGCGUGCAAGAUCCGAGUGACCCAACUCGCAGGGGGGCUUCAUCUCUCUCUCCUGCAAAUUCCGUCACGGCACUCGACUAUUUCUUCUCCUCAUCACGUAGUUUUCGCCAUCCACGCACUUCCUUCGCAUGACACGAUCAGCGUCUCUUCCUUCGCUAUAUAUAUACAGAGACACACAAACAACGACCUUCUGCAGCACUCUCGACGACCAUGGCUCGCGUUCUCGUUCUCCUGGCAGUGCUUGCAGCCGCCUCGGCAUGGGAGCCUGCGAAGGCUCCCCCAUGCAGCAAGAUUACGGAGAUGAUCGUGCCGUGCAUUCCCUACUUGAUCGACAAGGCGGCGCACCCAGGACCGAAGUGUUGCAGCGGGGUGAGAGACCUGCGCAAGGCGACCAAGACCCACGACGACCUGGUGGCCAUCUGCGAAUGCCUCAAGCGCGCCGCCCACCUCUUCCCCGGGAUCGACCACCCGCGCGCCGACAACCUCCCCCACCUCUGCGGGGUGCGCUUCAACCUCACCUUCUCCCCCUCCGUCGACUGCAAGAAAAUUCCAGGGCCAGAAGAGCUGGAGAAGCAUCUGCUGUAGACUCCCUCCAUCAGCGUCUGCAUGCAUGAGCAAUCAAUCGCAGCAAAAGGAGGUCGAAACAACAUGAUUGCUCAGUGUUCACUUUACUCGGAAAUCUCACGCUUCCUUCAGUUGAUUCAAUAAAAUUGUAUGGUCUCAUGUU
Molecule: messenger RNA, 857 nt
Organism: Musa acuminata AAA Group (dessert banana)
Lineage: Eukaryota; Viridiplantae; Streptophyta; Magnoliopsida; Zingiberales; Musaceae
Product: non-specific lipid-transfer protein A-like
Exons: 2
Coding region: 341-715 (124 amino acids)
Biological process (GO): lipid transport
Cellular component (GO): membrane
Molecular function (GO): lipid binding
Source: RefSeq, a predicted model, not a curated record